Molecule: messenger RNA, 2730 nt
Organism: Pestalotiopsis fici W106-1
Lineage: Eukaryota; Fungi; Ascomycota; Sordariomycetes; Amphisphaeriales; Sporocadaceae
Exons: 2
Coding region: 1-2730 (909 amino acids)
Biological process (GO): mitochondrial protein processing; protein-containing complex assembly
Cellular component (GO): m-AAA complex; membrane
Molecular function (GO): ATP hydrolysis activity; ATP binding; zinc ion binding
Source: RefSeq, a predicted model, not a curated record
AUGUCAAGCUUCAUCCGGCGGUCGACAGGCCUUGCGCGCAUCACAAAGUCCUCUCUCAAUGUCUACACGCGUGCGAGCCUGAGGACGACGCGGUUCUCGCAGGUCCCGUCUGCUGUCUGGGCUGCGCGCCACCAGCAGCUACGAUACUACUCGAGUGAAAACAAGGAUCCCAAGAAGAGCGCAUCCGAGAAGAAGAAUGGCGCAUCAGAUUCGCAACCCGAGGUCCAAAGCACUUCAUCCCCCGGGCCUGCCAAAGCUGAAGAUGCGCAACAGGAGCAGCGGCCGCCUCUGCCCGAAGGAUGGGUCUACCUCAACGAUGCCGAGUACGAGGAGCUCGCAAACGCCGCCAAGGAAGGCCUCAAGUGGAUGCCCAAGUUCAAAGGACACGGUCCGGAAGAUGUGGUGAAGGAACUGAAAACUACCGGCGUUCCCAAGGAUCUACAGCAGCUCAUUCAGAAAAAGGUCAACGGCACCUGGACCCUCACGGAUGCUGGCAAGUACAUCAAAUCCAUCAACUCUCUCUCCAAUGAUAUUGCGGAAAGAAUGUUUGAUAAGGAACUGGGGGAGAAGCCAAGUAAAACGUUAUUUGAAAAAGAAAAGCGUAAGAAGAGCGAAGACGACAAGAAGUCUUCGACCGGGUCGCAGUUCUUUUCUCAGGGCAGUGGCAAGGGCAAGAGCUCUGGCCCCAACAAUGGGCCACCAGAAAACCCCCUCAAGGGCAACGACUGGCUCACUACAAUCAUUGGUUCUCUUGUCGCUUACUGGAUCUACAACUCCAUCUUUACUGGCGAUAGCCGUGAGAUCACAUGGCAAGAGCUACGCAAGAACUUCUUGGACAAGGGUUUGGUUGAGAGAAUGGUUGUCAGCGGCAACCAAGUCAGAGUGGACCUGAAUAUAGAGGCCACCCGUUCCAUGUACCCCGACUCUGCUGCGACAAGCCCUGGCUUCCACUACUACUUCACCAUUGGUUCCGUUGAUGCCUUUGAGCGACGAUUGGACGAGGCGCAAAAGGAACUCGGCAUUCCCCCGACAGAGAGGAUACCCGUCAGCUACCAGGGACAAAGUGGUCUCGCCAGUAUCGCAUUGGCCUUUGGACCUACGUUACUCUUUGUUGGUCUGCUCUACUGGGUCUCCCGCCGUGGCCCGGGAGCUGGUGGCGGUGCUGGCGGCAUGUUCGGUUUCGGCAAGAGCAAGGCCAAGCGCUUCAAUCACGAGUCUGCUGUCAAGGUUAAAUUUAGCGAUGUUGCCGGUAUGGACGAGGCCAAGCAAGAAAUCAUGGAAUUCGUCAGUUUUCUGCAGAAGCCCGAAAAGUUCCAGCGUUUGGGAGCCAAGAUCCCCCGUGGUGCCAUUCUCGCAGGUCCUCCCGGUACAGGUAAGACUCUAUUGGCAAAGGCCACGGCUGGAGAGUCUGGCGUUCCAUUCUUCAGUGUCAGCGGUUCUGAAUUCGUCGAAAUGUUUGUUGGUGUCGGUGCUUCCAGAGUACGAGACUUGUUUUCGACCGCGCGGAAGAACACUCCUUGUAUUAUCUUCAUUGAUGAAAUCGACGCCAUCGGUCGGUCUCGAUCGGAAGGUGGCGGCAAGUGGAGCGGCGGUAACGAUGAGCGUGAGGCGACUCUCAAUCAAAUCCUGACGGAGAUGGACGGCUUCAACACGACGGAGCAGGUGGUCGUGCUGGCCGGCACCAACAGAGCAGAUGUCCUUGACAAGGCUCUCAUGAGACCGGGCCGAUUCGAUCGUCACAUCAACAUUGACAGGCCCACAAUGUCCGGCAGACAGGAUAUCUUCAAGGUCUACUUGAAGAAGGUUGUCACAAAUGAGGAGAUAGAACAUUUGAGCGGCAGAUUGGCAGCUUUGACACCUGGUUUCGCAGGUGCUGACAUUGCAAACUGUGUCAACGAAGCUGCACUGGUCGCCGCGAGAGCCAAUGCUCCAUCCAUCACCAUGAAACACUUUGAGCAAGCCAUCGAGCGUGUCAUUGGUGGUCUUGAGCGCAAGUCCCUGGUUCUGAGCCCCGAGGAGAAGAGGACGGUUGCCUAUCACGAGGCUGGUCAUGCUAUCUGUGGUUGGUUUUUCCGAUGGGCCGAUCCUCUAUUGAAGGUGUCCAUUAUCCCGCGUGGCUCUGGUGCGCUCGGUUAUGCCCAGUACCUCCCGGGUGAUGUCUACCUCAUGACGGAGAGGCAACUCCUCGAUCGCAUGGCCAUGACUCUGGGUGGCCGCAUUUCAGAGGAAUUGCACUUCCCGACCGUGACUACGGGAGCCAGCGAUGACUUCAAGAAGGUCACCAACAUGGCCACGGCCAUGGUCACACAAUGGGGCAUGUCAGACAAGCUGGGACCGCUCCACUUUAAGAAUGACGAGAACCAAUUCUUGAAGCCGUUUGCCGAGUCGACUGCCCAGACUAUCGAUGCCGAGGUGCGCCGCAUUGUCGACGAGGCAUACAAGCAAUGCAAGGAUCUCCUCAUUGAGAAGAAGAAGGAGGUGGGCAUUGUUGCAGAGGAACUUCUGUCAAAGGAGGUUCUUACGCGAGACGACAUGGUUCGACUUUUGGGCAAGAGACCCUUCGACGACCGCGAGGAGUUCAACAAGUACUUUGGAGGAGACCCAAACAAGCCUACCCCUGGCCAGGAGAGCAUCCCACCCUCACCGCCCAGCGGCGGGCUAGAUUCGCCAGGCGUCCCACCCCAGCCGGCGAUCUUUGAACAGCUCAAGGGAGACGAGUCCAGGAGGUAA